Molecule: messenger RNA, 486 nt
Organism: Staurois parvus
Lineage: Eukaryota; Metazoa; Chordata; Amphibia; Anura; Ranidae
Source: the annotation of a GenBank genome assembly
CGGCUCCUCCCCCUAAGUCUUGCACAGGUGUACAAGUUCCUCCCCUUCAGUCUUGCACAGGUGUAUCAGCUCCUCCCCUUCAGUCUUGCACAGGUGUACCGGCUCCUCCCCUUCAGUCUUGCACAGGUGUAUCGGCUCCUCCCCUCCAGUCUUGCACAGCUGUACUGGCUCCUCCCCUUCAGUCUUGCACAGGUGUACUGGCUCCUCCCCUUCAGUCUUGCACAGGUGUACUGGCUCCUCCCCUUUAGUGUACUGGCUCCUCCCCUUCAGUCUUGCACAGGUGUACCGGCUCCUCCCCUUCAGUCUUGCACAGGUGUAUCGGCUCCUCCCCUUCAGUCUUGCACAGGUGUAUCGGCUCCUCCCCUUCAGUCUUGCACAGGUGUAUCGGCUCCUCCCCUUCAGUCUUGCACAGGUGUACUGGCUCCUCCCCUGGACUGGAAUGGAUUCCUCUUAUGUCACUGCACACUGGGAGCUUCUCACUGUGCA